AUGUCCCAGGAAUCAGAAUAUGUCAUUAAUUUGCUUAAAGGAUCAGUAUCUACUAUAGAAUCUGUUAGAAAUGAAGCCUCUGUAAGAAUUAUUGAGCUUGAAUCUAACAUAUCAUUCCUUUCAACUCUUUUGGAUAUCGCAACAACUCGUAAUGAUGACUUUUCAAAACUUUCAUUUAUCAUUUUAAAAAAUUCCUUCUGUAAAAUAUUAUCUCGUUUGAAAACAAAUGAUCCUAACGCUAAUGUAGAUUAUCCACUUCUUUUAUCAGAAAUUAAACUUAAGCUUUUGCAAACUAUUAAUUUUGUGUACGAAGCCCAUUCAGUUAUUAUACCUAAGGAAUUUUGCUUAUUAAUUAGGAGUGUUUUUAGAAGCGAAUUCCCCUUAAAUUCACCUGAAUUAUACGAUUUCUUCAUUUUAAGGCUAAAAUCAAUUGAAAAUACAAUUGACGUCAGGGCUUUUAAUUUAAUAUUUUUGCUCCACCAUGUAUUUAAGGAACGCAUUUCUAUGCGCCUUUUCAAGGAUAGAAAUGUGACAAACCAGAUAGCAGAACAGUUUUUUCCAUAUUUAUCUAAAAUUUGGUCAAAUCAAUUUUUUAAUAAAUGGAAGAAAUUGGAGUUAAACCCAGAUACAUUCAAUUCCGAAUUUGACCCAGUUCAGCUGAAAUUUAACCUAUAUCUCGACUCUAUUAUACUAAACUUCUAUUCUCACUGCUUUAGAAAUGUAUAUAAAAACCAGGAACUGCUCCAACUCCUGUCGAAUUUAUUCCUAAAAUUUAAAAUCAUAUCCAAGGUUUCUCAAAAUUCAAAUGUCAAUUCUGAGAAUAUAAAAAUACUGGUAAAAAAUGUAUUAAGAAUUUUAAAAGGAUUCACACUUCUGGUUGAAAAGGUGCCUUACGACUUUGUGUUUCUGGACUUUUCAACGGUUUUAAACCAAGUUUUUGACUUCCUAAUACACUCAGGAAUAGGUUUUGAAAGGGUUGAAACUGAGUCAAUCAGGUUCAUGACAACCAUUUUCAGCUCAAGUUCAAUGAAUCAUGAUAAGUAUUCUACGAUAUAUUUCGAAAAUCUGGAGCCUAUUCCAGUGGUUCAGUCAAGUGUUUCACCAAUAAAUUCACCUAAAAACAAUUACAAACUUGAUAUUAACAAUGUUCCCUAUUAUAAAAGUUUUGAGGAACUUGUAAAUUUGAACCCAAGUUUAAAGCAAAUUGAACUUGAAGAUUUAAUGGAACGUCAAUUAACAUUUUAUUUUUACAAAGUUCUUAAUUCUAGAGGAGGAUUCUUAAAGUUUUUGGACUUGCUAAGGACUAAAUAUUUAUUAUUGGAUGAAAAGAGUGUUGAAUUAUGGAAUGAAGAAGAGUUUCCUACAACAUCACCAACAUUAAACCUGGUCCCAGAGUUGAUUUCCUGUAUGAAUAUUAAAUUAGUCGGAGUGUUUAACUUCACAUUUAACUCUCUGUUGAACUUUAAAUUGAACAAUUUGCAUAAUUUGAGUAAUUUGAAUGAUGUAAAAUUUUUCGAGUAUGACACUUUUCUUCAGAUUUACACCCUUUGUUUCAAGGACUUUUACAACUUUCACACCUACAAGCAUUAUAUAUUGCUUUUAGAAACUUUUGGAGAGAAUAUAAACGUGUUAGAAAACGAAAAGAGUAAUGUUUUGUUUAAAUUUAGCAAGCUGCUGGUGUUUAGAAUUAGCAGAAUAGUUAACCUCUGGUGCAAAAAACCAUUAAUUACACAGGAAACUAAGGCUAAAAUAUUAUCAUUUUUGAUAAAAUGUAUCUCGUCACAGAACCUACAACUUAAAGCCCAGAACUUGGUUCCACUUUAUAACCUGUAUAAUAACAGUAAGGACGAGAAUAUUUGGCCUUUAAUUUUUAAAAACCAUCCAACCAGCCCAAUUAUAAACAAUCUAUUACUAAUAUCAACUACGAGUGUGCCUGUGAUUCGGAUCAGAAGUUUGGAAUUGGCUUGUAAUUUAAGUUUAGAAUACGAUGAAAGUAAUUUGGAAGGAGUUUUGGAACUUUAUACUAAACUUGAAUCUCCAGAAAUUUGUGAAGCUAUUCUCAAAACAAUUUUAUACUUUAUAGGCAGUUUAGAUUGGGUUAAAUGUUAUACGGAUUUUGAUACUCUAAAUUAUAAUUUUAUCACAUUUGUCAUUAAAAUUAUUAUUAACACUGUGGUUGUAGGGAAACAAGGUAAUUUUGCAGUAGAAUAUGAUGUUUCAGGGUUACAAAUAGUGAGUGUUACGAAAUAUAGCGUGAUAGAUGAAUUAUUUCUCUCAGUUUGGCUAGGUUUUCUAAGAAUUCUGCCAUUGGAUAUUGGUAAACUCGAGUGUUUGAGUCAAAUAUUUACACUUUUCGGGCCAUUUCUAGAAUACAUUUGCAACUCAGAAACCCUUGAGGAUACACUUUUCAACAAAUUGGCAAUAGAAAUAUUAAUAGAAUAUAUUUCAUUACUUAACACAAUACAAUACAAGGAAUAUACUGUGGGUCAAGAAAUUAAGAAUUGUUAUAGUAGUUUUAAUCUUACAAAAUUAUAUAAACUCACAAAUAUGAACUCAUUUGAUAACUCAAUUGGUACAGUGUUGUUGAAUUUGAUGAUAGCAGUUGUGAGUACAUUUGGUGUUAAAGAAAACAUGACAGAAUAUUAUGGAAUUUUGAAUAUGUUUUUCAACUCAUUGGAAUCAAUUUUACCAGCGGAUUCAAUUAAUAAUCAAUUUAUGGCAUUGGGAGUUGAUCAGAAAUGGACGAAAUUUCAGCCAAUGAAAAUCAAAAAGGAAUCUUUGGUUCCAGUUGGAAGAUUACUACCACUAAUUAAUAAGAUAAUAUUAAGUAAUAAAAUUUUAGAAUCGUAUUUCAGGUCAAGAAGUAUAGUGAAUUUUGAAUCUUGGAUAAAUGACAGAAUUUUGACAAUGAUAAUCAUGACAAAUUUGUAUAGAAACCAACCAUUUGCUCAAAUUGGGCUUAUUUUACUCACCUGUUCAGUCAUAUCAACGUUUCCGCAAUUGAUUUAUCCGUUCAUCAAGUUUAGUGGCUCAAGUUUAAAUAGCUUAGACAAAACUGUUAAUUUACAAGAUUCGUCAUUUGUAAUGUGUUUUCUACUAAAGGUUCUAAGCAGUGUUUGUGAUGAUUACAGGGGAAAACACUUGACAAUAUCUCAAGAAAAGGUUGAAAACUAUCAAAUUCCACCCUCGAAUCGGUUUGAACUGGUCAAAAACAAGGCUUUGGUAAAUACUAAUAGUCAAAUUCUAUUUCAAGGUUCAUUUUUAUUCUAA
Messenger RNA from Theileria annulata, 3270 nucleotides. RefSeq lists its product as uncharacterized. The record is from RefSeq and is a predicted model, not a curated record. The coding region runs from base 1 to 3270 and encodes 1089 amino acids. Lineage: Eukaryota; Apicomplexa; Aconoidasida; Piroplasmida; Theileriidae. The transcript has 3 exons.